This is a messenger RNA of Serendipita indica DSM 11827, 4416 nucleotides long. Lineage: Eukaryota; Fungi; Basidiomycota; Agaricomycetes; Sebacinales; Serendipitaceae. The record is from the annotation of a GenBank genome assembly.
AUGUCUACAAGUGCGACUCCCGGGGCUUCUGCUUCCCCAGAAAACUCGUCACGAAAGAGAAAGCAAGCGUAUAACAUAGCCAGUCUCAGCACCGACCUGGUCGCAAACGUAGCCGAGGCCUCUGAUAUACUUGCCCCUCUCAAGGCAGCCUGUCGAGCAACAAAGUCAAUUAUCGAUGUUAUACAGGCUAUCGACGACAACCAAGAAGAAUGGAGCGACCUAGUACAGCGUUUGGAAGAAUACAUGUCCGCUAUUCAGGACCAAAUCGACUUGUUCGAAGACUAUCCUGCGGAAGAUAGAGCCGUCGACAAAGCCUUUAGUCAACCGCUCAUUCGUUAUGUGGAGUUUCUCGAGAGUCUUUAUACGACUGCCGUCAACCAUAGGGGUGAGCAAAGUCGCGGUAGUCGUGGUGCAUUUACUGCGAUCAGCAAGACAAGGCUCGAUGCAGGGAUGAUCCAUGAACUCAAUCUUGAUAUUGAGGAUCGACAUAGGCAGUUCACGGAGGCGUUGACCGUGUUUACUGCACUCCGUAUUCAAGCAAUCGAACGGAAUACCAAGGCUACCAAGUCCAAGGUGGGAACUAUCCUGACGGAUGUCGACGCAAAUGCUAUACUCCAGCUGCCCAUGGCUGCAUUUGUCGCAUCUUCGGUUCAUGGUACCUGUAUGCAAGGAACUCGAGAGUCUGUUCUUCAAACGAUCAUGUACUGGGCCGAGGACGACUCAAGGGAGAAACCGAUAUUCUGGCUGUGUGACAUAGCCGGCUCUGGCAAAUCAACAGUAGCAAUGUCUGUAGCAGAGACCUGGCGUACAGAGGGAGCACUCGGAGGCCAGUUCUUCUUCUCUAUGGCCAGCAGCGAAGCGUCGAACACAGAAAAGUUCUGCUCGACUAUGGCGAGAGACCUCGUCCAUCAUAUUCCCUCACUCGCACCGUACGUCGCAGAAGCCGUCAAGCAUGGCCCUUCUGUGAUGCGAAGUUCACUGGGGGAGCAGUUUCGCACACUCAUCAUCGGUCCACUUCGUCAUCGAAAGGAGCCGGUGAUCCUCCUUAUCGACGCGCUCGACGAAUGCAAGUCUCCAUCACAACGAAAAGAACUUCUGGACACGCUUGCGAUGGCCACUCAAGAAAGCAAGAACCUCAAGGUAUUCAUCACGAGUCGACCGGACUCAAUCAUCGAAUCAGUUUUGCAGCCUCUUUCGAUCAAAUCAAAGCUGGAAGACCGCCUCCAUGAUGUCAAUCAUCAUGAUACUAUCAGUGACAUCGCGCUCUAUGUACAUCAGUCACUAGAGGGAGUUCUACCGCACAAUAAGAGGCAAAGGCUGGUUCAAAAAGCCAAUGGGCUGUUCAUAUGGGCGAGUACUGCGUGCCGGAUGCUCACCAGCGAGACGAUGCUGAGCCCACCCGAGGACAUCUAUGACCGUCUCAUAUCCAUGGAUCAAGUUGGAGCCAUAGACGACGUAUACGAUCUCGUCUUCGAGCGCAUGGACUCGCAAUACCACGCGGUCAUGUGUGAAAUGCUCGCACUGCUACUCGCAGCAUUCGAGCCACUUACGGUCGAUGACCUAGACGAUCUUCUGAGACACUCUAAAGUACGCGGAAGGACCGAGGCGUUGGUCAAGAAUCUGGGAAGCGUACUUGCCAAGGAUGUUGGGUCCAAUCUUAUCCAAUUUCGUCACCCAACGCUGGUUGAAUACCUUCGACGGUGUUCGAUUGUUCCAGUCUUCGGAAGGCGUACAAAACUCUAUCUGAACCUCGCCAAUGCGCAUGGCCAAACCGCAUCAUGGUGUUUCAAACAUCUGAUGUCGCGGACAGGUCUCAAGUUCAACAUAUGUCAAAUCGAGUCCUCCUUCUACCUAAACAGGGAGAUCCCAAACCUUAGUGCCAAAAUAACGAGGUUCAUCUCGAAAAGGCUUCAAUACGCCAGCUCCCAUUGGCUGCUUCAUUUGGUCAGAGCAGACGAGAAAUGGCAAUGCAAACUCGAGAAGGAGCUUCGACAAAUCACUCAGGUUCCACAUAUAUUACACUGGAUGGAGGUCCUGAGUGUGAUCGGAGGAGUACCACGAGCGAUCGGCGGUCUCCGAGCUGUGUCGCGCUGUUCAAAGCUUGAGGAACAGAUUAAAAGCGGCAUCACCGACAUUCAACGUUUUAUGAUGGCGUUUUCGGUGCCGAUUCAGGACAGUGUACCGCACAUCUACAUCUCGGCACUUCCAUUUACUCCUACAAAGUCGAAGCUGCGAAAUGAAGGGUUAACGGAGUAUGUAAAUACGCUCAGUGUGACUCGAGGGCUUGAGGAGAGGUAUCCUGGGCUCCCUAGUAGCCUUAAAGGACACGAAUCCAAUGUGACCUGUGUUGCAUUCUCGCCAGACAGCUCGCGAGUUAUCUCUGGCUCAGAAGACAACACUGUUCGACUUUGGGACGCAGAGACUGGUCAGCCAUUGGGCGAGCCACUCCGAGGUCACAGUAGCCGGGUCAAUGCCGUCACGUGCUCGCCAGACGGCUCACGAAUUGCCUCUGGCUCAUCCGAUUGCACGAUUCGAAUCUGGGGUGCAGAGUCCGGACAACCCUUGGGAGAGCCAUUCCGAGGUCACGUUCGCUCAGUAGAUGCUGUUGCAUUUUCACCGGACGGCUCAAGAAUUGUCUCUGGCUCAUUUGACGAGACCAUUCGACUUUGGGACGCAGAAACUGGUCAGCCAUUAGGGGAGCCACUCCGAGGUCACAUCGGGUGGGUCAGGGCCGUUGCGUUCUCCCCGGACGCCUCACGAAUUGUCUCUGGCUCAUACGACAUGACCAUUCGAAUUUGGGAUGCGGAGACUGGUCAGCCAUUAGGCGACCCACUUCAAGGUCAUAGCUCCCGGGUUAGCGCCGUUUCCUUUUCGCCAGACGGCUCGCGAAUUGUCUCUGGUUCCUGGGAUGAUACAAUUCGGCUUUGGGAUGCAAAGACUGGUCAGCCAUUGGGAGAGCCACUCCGAGGUCACAGCGACAGGGUCACCGCCACUGCGUUCUCGCCAGACGGCUCACGAAUCGUUUCGAGCUCAUGGGACAAAACGAUUCGAAUUUGGGAUGAAGCAACUGGUCAGCAGUUGGUAGAACCACUUCGAGGUCAUAGCAAUCGGAUCACUGCAGUGGCAUUCUCUCCAGAUGGCUCACGAAUCGUGUCUGGGGCGGAUGACAAUACAGUCCGACUUUGGGACGCAGACAAGGGUCAGGAAUUGGGGGAGUUACUCCAAAUUCACGACAAACCUGUCAGUUGUGUCGCUUUCUCGCCAGACGGCUUACGAAUCGUCUCUGGCUCAGACGACGACACGAUUCAAUUUUGGGACACAGAGACCGGUCAGCCGUUAGGAGAUCGACUCCGAGGUCACAAUAGCUGGGUCAACUCCGUUACCUUCUCACCGGACGGCUCGCGAAUCGUCUCUGGCUCGAGGGACUGUACAAUUCGACUGUGGGACGCAGCGACUGGUCAGUCAUUGGCAACGCCAUUCCGGGGUCACAGUAACUCGGUCAACACCAUUGCAUUCUCGCCAGACGGUUCACGAAUCGUCUCCGGUUCUAACGACUGCACAAUUCGACUUUGGGAUGCAAAGACUGGUCAGUCGCUGGGGAAGCCAUUUCAAGGCCACAGCAGGCGGGUCAGCAUGGUUGCGUUCUCGCCAGACGGUUCACAAAUUGCCUCGAGCUCGGACGAUAGUACAAUUCGACUUUGGAACGCACAGACUUGUGAGCAAUUGGGAGAGCCACUCCGAGGUCAUAUCGAGUGGGUCAGGGCCGUUGCGUUCUCCCCAGACGGCUCACGAAUAGUUUCUGGCUCGGUGGACUACACGGUUCGACUGUGGAAUGCAAAGAAUGGUCAGCCAUUGGGAGAGCCACUCCGUGGUCAUACUCAAUGGGUCAACGCUGUUGCAUUCUCGCCAGAUGGCUCACGAAUCGUCUCCGGCUCGUCCGACUGGACGAUUCGACUUUGGGACACAGAGACUGGUCAGCCGUUGGGAAAGCCGCUCCGAGGUCACAGUAGCUGGAUCAACGCCGUUGCAUUUUCGCCAGACGGCUCGAAAAUCGUAUCUGGCUCGAACGACAAAACGAUCCGAACGUGGGAUGUAAGCUCUAAUGCAAACUUGAAUAUUCUGGAGCGGGAUGUCAGAGACUUCGGACGUUCAGAUCCCACGGAAAAUGUCACAAAUACUGCUCUAGGGUCCCUUGUACCUGGAUUCGAGGAGUGUACACUUUUGCACGAUGGAUGGGUGCAAUCCUCCGGAAACUAUCUCUUCUGGGUACCGCCAGACAAUCGACACGGAUUACAAUACCCGGAUUUCCUUUUGACUAUGCCAACAGCAGUCCCUUUGCGCGCAACCAGACUCGAUUUCACCCGCUUUCAAUGUGGAGACUCAUGGACAAACGUUCGAAGAGACUCCAACCCGUAA